This is a messenger RNA of Myotis brandtii (Brandt's bat), 1302 nucleotides long. Its product is annotated as ornithine decarboxylase antizyme 2-like. Gene Ontology annotation, cellular component: nucleus; cytoplasm. NCBI's taxonomy places the organism in Eukaryota, Metazoa, Chordata, Mammalia, Chiroptera, Vespertilionidae. The transcript is spliced from 3 exons. The coding region runs from base 1 to 597 and encodes 198 amino acids. The record is from RefSeq and is a predicted model, not a curated record. Gene Ontology annotation, biological process: positive regulation of protein catabolic process. Gene Ontology annotation, molecular function: ornithine decarboxylase inhibitor activity.
AUGGCUUUUAUGAAAAAUGGUGCAAUUGCCUCUAAAGAAUUGUUUGUUAUUCAUCAGCAUCCAACAAAAUUGAGAGAACCCGCAGAGAUCCAGAGAUCGCCCCGCGCGCGACCGCCACCCACCCAAUCAUCCACCUACCCACUCCCUGCGCCGCCUCCUCCCACCCUGAGCAGAGCCGCCGAGGAUGAUAAACACCCAGCACAGGACGAGAAGCUCACUGUGACCCAGGACCUCCCUGUGAACGAUGGAAAACCUCACAUCGUCCACUUCCAGUAUGAGGUCACCGAGGUGAAGGUCUCUUCCUGGGAUGCAGUCCUGUCCAGCCAGAGCCUGUUUAUAGAAAUCCCAGAUGGAGUAUUAGCUGAUGGGAGCAAAGAAGGAUUGUUAGCACUGCUGGAGUUUGCGGAAGAGAAGAUGAAAGUGAACUAUGUCUUUGUCUGCUUCAGGAAGGGCCGAGAAGACAGAGCUCCACUCCCGAAGACCUUCAGCUUCUUGGGCUUUGAGAUUGUUCGUCCAGGCCAUCCCUGUGUACCCUCUCGGCCAGAUGUGAUGUUCAUGGUUUACCCCCUGGACCAGAACUUGCCCAAUGAGCACUAAUGGUCAGAGGAUGCUUUGCCCAAGAGCCACAGUGGGGGAAGAGGGGAAGUUAGGCAGCCCUGGGACAGAGGAGGGGGCUCCUCGCUGUCUAGGGAAGGACGCUGAGGGGCUCAGGAUGAGGGUUGCCUAUUGUGUUCUUGGAGUUGACUCGUUGAAAUUGUUUUCCAUAAAGAACAGUAUAAACAUAUUAUUCACAUGUAAUCACCAAUAGUAAAUGAAGAUGUUUAUGAACUGGCAUUAGAAGCUUUCUAAACUGCGCUGUGUGAUGUGCUCUAUCUAGCCUAGGGGGAGGACAUUGCCUAGAGGGGGAGGGACUAUCUGGGUCUGGGCCAAGACCUGGAGGGUUGGUGGGUAGCACUGUCAGGCUCAGGCUCCCCAGCUAUUGGGCUUUCUUUUUGGUUUUUAAGACUUGUGUAUUUUCUUUCCUUGCUUCCUUCCUGUCACCCCAGGGGCUCCUGAGUAUAGGCUUUGCAGCCCCAUGCGCAAAAGUGUCCUCGAGUUGUUUUUUGACACUCCACCUGGGCUUCUCUGUGUGCAUUUGUGUCCGGCCUGGAGAAAGCAGGUCUGACCCCCUCUUUACAGCUUAGUGUUUGUUAUUCUGGCAUUUGGUUAAACUGGCUUAAUCUGUUAAAUGUUAUCAGUGCAUUUUGAAUAGGGGCAUUCAAGUUCACUCCCACCACCAGGGCUUUGGGGUGCCUGGGCCCU